Molecule: messenger RNA, 750 nt
Organism: Folsomia candida
Lineage: Eukaryota; Metazoa; Arthropoda; Collembola; Entomobryomorpha; Isotomidae
Exons: 3
Coding region: 45-428 (127 amino acids)
Source: RefSeq, a predicted model, not a curated record
CAACCUUGCGACCCGAAGAUUAUUUUCAAUUUCGAAAAACAAAUAUGUUGCCCCUUAAUAGAAGCAGCCGAGUUUUUGCCGGACUCAUAACGGUGGCACUGAUUGGAUCAUGCGGAGCUAAACUUCGUCACAAUGAGCCCCGCUGCGACCAACCGUGUCGAAAUGGAGGUGACGGGAUUAACCAGUGCUGCCAACAGAUCGGCUACGACGAUGGGGGCGUUUGCAUGUAUCCCAACAAUAUCCGCUCCGAAGGCUACGCGAGGUGUUACACGAAUGGAAAUACGGUUCCGAACUGCAUAGGCCCCGACCAGAAAUGUGGGAGCUAUGCAAAUAACGCGCAAUGCUGUCCAGGGUACACCUGUUUUUGUGAAAACGAUAUGAGUGGCAAAAUGUGGAGUAUUUGCAGCUGUAGACAAAGAUAUGGAUAAGUUUGCAAAAUUUUUGUUUUGUUGAUGACCUGGAAUGAUUUUGAGAUUUAAAGAAAACAAUACUUUUGAAGGAUUUUUUAAAACCAUUCUGCGAUUUAAAAAUCUAAGCAGAUUUUUUAUUCAAAUCUUAAAACUAUUUAAUAAGGAAAUAAAAUUGAUUGCAUUACAAAAUAUGCGGGUUGUCGUGGAAAUGUUGCAGAUUUUUUGGCAAGGUUUAAAGGUAUUUUUGUCUAAUUGGACAUUAUCAUCGAUGUAUAUGUACAUAUGUAUUGUAUGGCCAUUAACUAUGCGUGCCUAUAUAAGCGACUUGUCAUAUAUUUAU